UGUUGGAACGUCGAAAUGUCGUUGCGGCGAAACAAGUCACCGCACGUCGGGAACAAUGGACGUCCUGUGCUUGAAAGUCUGCGAGACUGUGUUGCGGCGACGCAGAAUUACCAAAGAUAGUUACAGAAACUGACAGAGAAGGCUAUACUGACAACGAAAGUAGUCAUGAAGAUAAUGAAGAUAUCGAAGAGAUCUAUAUCCAAAACUUUUUUUUUAAUCUGCG
Molecule: messenger RNA, 223 nt
Organism: Acanthoscelides obtectus
Lineage: Eukaryota; Metazoa; Arthropoda; Insecta; Coleoptera; Chrysomelidae
Source: the annotation of a GenBank genome assembly